AUGUCUUCGCAGCCAGCUCAUAGUACACUCCUCAUCCCAGGACCCAUUGAAUUCGACGAUGCGGUCCUGCAGUCCAUGUCCCACUAUGCAGAGAGCCACGUCGGCCCUGCCUUUGUCAAAACAUUCGGCGAAAGCUUGACCCUCCUCCGCAAACUCUUCCAAACCAGCGACCCCGCAUCGCAACCAUUCAUCAUCUCCGGCAGCGGAACAUUGGGCUGGGACAUUGUCGCCAGUAACCUGAUCGAGCGUGGAGAAGAAGCAUUGGUCCUUCACACCGGCUACUUUGGAGAUUCAUUCGCUACUGCAUUGGAGACAUACGGCGCAACAGCGACGCAACUCAAAGCACCCAUUGGUGACCGCCCAUCGCUCGCCGAGAUUGAAGAGGCGCUCAAGCAGAAACAAUACAAACUGAUCACAAUCACCCACGUGGACACAUCUACCGGUGUUUUGAGUGACAUCAAAGCCGUCUCCGAACUCGUCCACCGCGUCAGCCCGGAUACUUUAGUUGUUGUCGACGGUGUCUGCAGUGUGGGUUGCGAAGAAAUCGAUUUCGAUGCCUGGGGUCUCGACGUCGUUUUGACUGCCAGCCAAAAGGCGAUCGGAUGCCCACCAGGUCUCAGUAUCCUGAUGCUUUCCGGCCGCGCCAUCAAUGUCUUCAAGACCCGCAAGACAGCCCCCGCUUCAUAUUACGCUUCUAUCGCCAACUGGCAACCUAUAAUGCAGAACUACGAGGCCGGUAAACCGUCAUACUUCGCUACCCCGCCAACCCAACUUGUGCACGCUCUUCACACCACAUUGACCAGCAUCACGGCCAAGCCAGUGUCCGAGCGAUUCGCAAUCCACACCAAGACAUCAGACAAAGUCAAAGCCGCCGUUGCAGAGUUAGGAUUGACUCAACUCGCCACAAAACCUGAGAACCAAGCACAUGCCAUGACAGCCAUCCGCUUGCCGGAGGGCGUCACAGCACCUGACAUUCUUCCGGGAUUGUUGAAGCGUGGUGUCGUGUUUGCGGGUGGUUUGCACAAGGCUAUCGCGCCUACAUACAUUCGAUUUGGACAUAUGGGUGUUAGUGUGACGGAUCCUAACAGGAAGGAUAUUGAUAAUGCCAUUACGGCGUUGCAGGAGUCGUGGGCCGAAGUGAAGAAGGCUAAGGGGCUGUAG
This is a messenger RNA of Talaromyces amestolkiae, 1161 nucleotides long. RefSeq lists its product as uncharacterized. The coding region runs from base 1 to 1161 and encodes 386 amino acids. Gene Ontology annotation, cellular component: peroxisome. Gene Ontology annotation, molecular function: L-serine:pyruvate transaminase activity; L-alanine:glyoxylate transaminase activity. The transcript is spliced from 2 exons. Lineage: Eukaryota; Fungi; Ascomycota; Eurotiomycetes; Eurotiales; Trichocomaceae. The record is from RefSeq and is a predicted model, not a curated record.